Molecule: messenger RNA, 2312 nt
Organism: Syngnathus typhle (broad-nosed pipefish)
Lineage: Eukaryota; Metazoa; Chordata; Actinopteri; Syngnathiformes; Syngnathidae
Product: mitochondrial antiviral-signaling protein-like
Exons: 5
Coding region: 124-1344 (406 amino acids)
Source: RefSeq, a predicted model, not a curated record
AAAGGCCGAAAUGUGGCACGGGGGCAGAUGUGUGUGGAAAGGAGCAGCGACGGCGCUGUUCGGUUUUAGUGCUGUAUUUGGUCUUCAGGUGACACUAGUCGCAGCAGCCCACGCACGCCAAAGAUGUCGUUUGCUAGCGACAAGCUGUACAAUGGCUACCUGCGCACUCAUAUGCCAACCAUCGUCACCAAGGUCAAAGUGCGCGAGAUUGUGCCCCACUUGCCGUGCCUGACCGAUCAGGACCGGGAGACCAUCGAGGUCAAGCGGGAGAUGUGCGGCAACUUUGACAGCAUGGUGCUGCUGCUGGACUGCCUGAAGAGGCGGGACAGCUGGCUCGAGCACUUCAUCCGCGCUCUGGACAUGUGCGAGCACGGCGCCAUCGCUGCCGAAAUCCAAGCCGAGUAUGACAAGCUCCAAGGUGCCAGUAACUCCGCCCCCAGCUCUCCCCCAACCAGCGUUGUGAAGGUCCACGUCGAUCCCGCUCCGUCCGCUGCUCACCCUUCCGGGUCCGAGAUCAGCAGCCCCAGCCAGGCUGCAACUUUCCCGUCCUGCCCUCCUCAGGCCGACCCGGAACCAGAGAUCCAAACUCCCGUACCCGCUCCACCGCCUGUAUCUGAACAGCCACUUGCCUCCUCUGCCUCUGAAACAGAUAUGGAUCCUCUGGAAAGCUCUGAAUCUAACAAAGCGGUGCCUGAGGAAGUUUCGUUCAGCUGCGACGCGUCGCUUGAAUCCGACCAAGCUGCGGAAUUGUGCGACACAGCCCCGUGCGAUGUCAUUGAAAGCCCGCCGAAAAGUCCCAUUGACUUGGAAGUGACCGACGCUUGCCGGUCCCCCGAGAAGCACCUCGUGCAAGAAACUGCUGCAACUGUGGAAAAACUCACUCCCGCAGCUGUUACGCCAGAAGAUAUUUUGGAAGCUCCGGCAACACAGAUCAUUGUCGAGAAUUGUUCAGCAACAGGAAAUCUUGUGGACCCCGUCUUGUCCGCUGCUGCCGCCUCGGUGUGCUUAAGCACACUUCGCACACUUACCAGCAUCCCGCCGCAAGAAAAUCCCAACUCCGACAACGCUGGAUCCGGAUCAUCGGCCGACCCCUUUUCCGGUGACACGGACCAUCUGGAAAUAAGCGAGGAGGAUGGGGUGCGGGUGAAUGUGGUGCAUAUCUCCCAACAGUCGUCCGUGCUUAACUCAGACGGCCAAAGCACGGUCAACGGCGUCGCCACCAAAGAAGUCGAGGCCGAGAAGCUGAGCCCUCGCGGCGCGCUGCCUGCCAACGGCAAGUUCAUCGCAACGGCGCUGGGAGUCGGCGUCUGCGCGCUGUUGGUGGCAUGGAAGUUCAAGCAUUAAGGAGAAGCGCUCCACCUUCAAGGCAGUGUUUCCCAACCGCUUUUUGAGCCAUUCGCAUUAAAAAAAGUCUCACAGCACACCUGGCCCAGAAAUGUCCUAGUUAACUGCCCCCAAAAAUAAUUGUGUUUUAGCUCAUUCAGGGGACAUGCCAUCGCGUCACUCAACUGGUAGCCGAGGUCUAUCUUUCACUAUUUUGGAGCUUCCUUUUAUCUAUUUUUCUUCCAUUCAUAUUCGACAAGCUAGUCAGCAGACACAUAGACAAGAUAAUAACACUAUUCUCUGUGGCGUGACAAAUUCAUUUUGACAUGUUAUUUUCACUUUACAAUGACCUAAUUGAAAUUGUAUAAUUUUCCGCAGCACUAUGGUUGGGAAUCGCUGUUUAAGGUGAUCAAUUUACGUGUGCCUUAUUGUUAUGAAAACCUCCUGAUGUUUUAAGGUUUAAUACUAGCAAGUAUGCAGAGUUUGUAGAUGUUAUUUUUUUAUUUAUUUGAAAAUAUGGUAUUGUUCUAUGCUGGAUACACACUGAUAUUGAUUUAAUGCCACGUUUAAAUUGUAUGAUUAGCAUUUUUUGUAAUGGUAAUAGUUAGAACCAUCUUCUAAUAAGGAGUGGGAAAAGCUCAUGCUUGAAGGCCACAUUAGUCGAACCCUUAUUAUGAUUAUAUGAUUGAGAAAAAAAAAUUGUAUUUUAAAAAUGUACAGUUAUUUAUUUUAAUAUUUAAGUAAAACUCAAUAGAUAUUCAUUUUAAAGUCUAAGAAAUGGUCCGUUUCAGGGUAAUAUAUUUUUUAAAAGCUGUUUAGUCACCUUUUUAAGUGGCACGAAUAUAAAGAGAAACAGUAAAAUUAUGAAAGGCUGGAAGACUGCUGCUGCUUACUGUGUAUAACUUACACAGUCCUGUUUUGAAGCUAUUUCUUUGUAUAUACACAGUAAUUUGUACAGUAUGAUAAUAAAAUUGGACCCCCUAAAGUCA